Molecule: messenger RNA, 1629 nt
Organism: Wasmannia auropunctata (little fire ant)
Lineage: Eukaryota; Metazoa; Arthropoda; Insecta; Hymenoptera; Formicidae
Product: GTP-binding protein RAD-like
Exons: 8
Cellular component (GO): plasma membrane
Molecular function (GO): calcium channel regulator activity; GTPase activity; GTP binding
Source: RefSeq, a predicted model, not a curated record
AUGGCAACGUCCACGGUGGCGGACCGUCAUGAGAUCGUCGGGAGAACUUCCCCGGAUGUUUCCGAGCGCGUGCUACCCAUGAACGUCUGCCCACCAAGCAGCUUCCCGGACAAGUUUCAGGAUUUCUUCGCAGCGCUUACCGAGGACGGCGACGAUCUACCCAGCAUGCUCGAGGACAAGCUCAUACCGAGGUGAAUGAGGCAAAACCGGGAUGCUAAACCGCAAACUUGCAGAAAGCCGGACACCAUGAGUGUCGACGCGAAAAGCCGGCGCUGGAGCAAGAGGGCUUUCCAAAGGCGGAGCAGCGAGGUCGAGGUCCGUCUGCAUCACACGUCGCUACCCGGAUCUCAGGGUCACAGCAGCGUGGAGUGCGUGGACGGACCGAAGUCGCCGACCCCCUCGAGACGCCGAAGUUCGAGCAUCGCGGUUGCCAGACCCACGCCGGACUUGCACAGAUUUCUGCAAACGGAGGCCGGUCCCUGGGGUCACCUGUCGCCCUCGCCUAGAAGCCCGACCAGAACACCGGCGCUGAGCCCCGGAGCCGCGUCGUCGUCGUCGGCGCACCUGAGCGCGAGCGCAAGCCCGAGCGGGGGACCCAGUCCGACGAGUCCUUGCGGCCCGGCUGGCCUGGCAUCCGGGUUUCGCGGAGGUCCCGGCCCCAGGCAGUAUCGCAGCAGAACAAGCAGUAUGCCAGCGGUCCCACGUCACAGGCCGAUGCUGGCCGAGACGAGACGCGGGGGUGGCGCGGCGGCGGGCGAGGAGGGCGAGAUCGAGGACGGCGUCGAGUAUUACAGGCUUCGGUCCUUCUCCAUAACGGCGAACGGGGUGUACAACCUGGGCGACUCGCUGAAGACCCGCCGCAGCAGGAGCAUCAACAGCGUCACCUCCUCCACCAGCUGCAGCAGCACCCGGGAGACCAGAUUACUCAGCUCGGCCUCGCAGCUCUCCGGCAUCGAGGCGGAGGAGGACGCCGGCAGCGAGCGGGUGGCGACGUACAAAGUGGGCAUGCUGGGGGCGUCGGAAGUCGGGAAAACCGCCCUAACUGCACAAUUUACCACGAGCGACUACAUUUGCGCUUACGACGCCUCUCUCGACGAGGAGUACGGACAGAAGAACGUAUCCGUGAUGCUCGACGGCCAGGAGACGGAAUUAGAAAUCAUUGAUCAUCCCGCCGCGGAGAUGUCAGUCGAGACCUUUUGUUCGACUUACAAUCCGGACGUGUAUGUGGUGGUGUACUCGGUGGUGGACAGAAGAAGCUUAAAGGUGGCGGAAGAGACGUUGCUCUAUUUGUGGAAGAGCGAUUACAUGGCGACUCACGGUGUCAUCCUGGUCGGUAAUAAAGUGGACCUCGAGAGGAAGCGGGAGGUCCCGUCGGUGGUUGGCCGCCGUUUGGCGAACAGUUGCGGUUGCAAGUUCAUCGAGACUUCGUCGGGUCUGGCCCACCACGUGGACGAGCUCCUGGUCGGCAUUCUGGCGCAGAUCAAGCUGAAUCCGCAGCGCAGCCGGGACCAGGCGACCAGGCGCCGUCGCAGCAAACACCGCAGGCGCAUUCUGAAGCACCUGCUCGGCUUCAAGAGGAAGACCAAGAGUUGCGAGAACCUCUUCGUUCUCUAACGACGCGGCGGCGUC